This is a messenger RNA of Cordyceps militaris CM01, 978 nucleotides long. Its product is annotated as RTA1 like protein. NCBI's taxonomy places the organism in Eukaryota, Fungi, Ascomycota, Sordariomycetes, Hypocreales, Cordycipitaceae. Gene Ontology annotation, cellular component: membrane. The transcript has a single exon. The record is from RefSeq and is a predicted model, not a curated record. The coding region runs from base 1 to 978 and encodes 325 amino acids.
AUGCCGCAACUCAAGCCCUACAAGGGCGCGUACUUUCUCUGGGACUAUGUGCCCUCGAUGCCGGCGGCCAUUGUCGCCGUCGUCCUGUUUGGGCUUCUCACAUCCGGCGUCGUCUGGCGGAGCGUCAGCACACGAACACGCUUCGCCAUUCCCUUUGCCCUCGGCGGCCUGUGUACGUUCUCGCCUCGCUGCGCGCGCACCACCCCCCAAAAGAACCUCGACGCUAACUUGUUCCCGUCCCCUUUUGCAGUCGAGGUCAUUGGCUACGUCGCCCGCGCCGCCGCCCCCGACCGGACGGACAACCUGAUCCUGUAUAUCCUGCAGAGCAUCUUCAUCCUCGUGGCGCCGGCGCUCUUCGCGGCGUCGGUCUACAUGGUGCUCAGCCGGCUGGCGCGCGCCGUGCACGGCGAGCGGCACCUGGUGAUCCGGCCGCGCUGGCUGACGCGCGUCUUUGUGCUCGGCGACGUCUUUUCCUUCCUGGUGCAGUCGGGCGGCGGCGGGCUGAUGGCGUCGGAGAGCUUCUCCAAGAAGUCGGCGCAAAACAUCAUCCUGGUCGGGCUGCUGAUCCAGAUUGUGCUCUUUGGGCUGUUCGCCGUGACGGCGGCGCUCUUCCACGUGCGGAUGCGGCGCUGGCCGUCGGCGGCGAGCACCGACGGGCGCGUGCCGUGGCAGCGCAUCCUGGGCAUGAUGUACGCGGCGAGCGCGCUCAUCAUGGUGCGCUCCAUCUUCCGCGUCGUCGAGUACGUCAUGGGCAAGGACGGCUACCUGCUCACGCACGAGUGGACGCUGUACGUCUUUGACGCGCUGCUCAUGGUCCUCGCCAUGGCCGUCUUCGUGUGGUGGUACCCGGGCAGGCUGGUGGCGCCGCCGGCCGCGUGGGACGGCGUCGGGGGGGAUGACGCCCGGGAUGCGAACAUGAGGCUCGUCGAGGGCGAGUAUGCGUCGUCACGCAUGUCGUCGCGGGGGCUUCAAAAGUAA